CCGAAUACGAAUCCUGCAGAAAAAGGCAGAAUCCUGGCCGAAUCCCAAACCGAAUCCUGGAUUCGGUGCAUGCCUAUUUUAUUUAUUUAGCUUUUUGCAGCUCUCUAAUCUGGGAUUUUAGCAGCUAUAUGGUUACUAGGGUGCAACAUACCCAAGCAUACCGGCAGGGCCACCAUCAUGGGGGCCCAGAGGGUACAUUUGUACCAGGCUGUGGUUGUGCUGCACUCUUCAAAUUAGCCAGGCCCCCAUUGACAGCGCUGAACAACUGAAGUCCCGAAGAUGGGAAUGGAGCCGAAGCCGUGAAAAGACCUGAAGCCACGAAAGAAGCUAAAGCCCCGAAAGGAGCCUAUGAUCCGCCUCGUACCCGGAAGCAACGGACGGCACAGGGAAGAGCCAUUCGUGGCAAGCCUUUGUGUUCCUUUACUGGAAGUGGAAGAACUGAAGGAGAUCUGGACCUUUCUGCCAGUUGUUGGCUCUCUGGGCACUGCCAGUCUCAUUUAUACACUUGGGGUGCUUCUUAUAGAGACACACGUGGCUGCCUAUUGCUCAGAGGCUUCUGGAUUGUGGAAGUCGUCUUGGUCGCAGAGCUAGCACUCAGUCUCCUCAUAAAGAUUCUCAGGGGCUGAUAUUGAUUUAUAUUCUGAUAUAUGUGCCAUGGAGGGGCAUUAGAGGAGGAAGGGACCCCACACAAGCACCUCUGUCUGAUAGGAGGAUGAGAAGACCUAGAGGCACCCAGUUUGCUGGUGACAAGCCCCCAAGAGUAUGGCUUCAUCUUUAGCUUCACAUCCCUGGCUCUGGCUGUCCAUUGUCUUCUUCUCGGCACACCUGCUACAGUGUGAUGGUGGGGCAUCUGUUUCUCUCCCAGAGUCCCUGCUGUUCGUGUCUACAUUAGAUGGGAACCUCCAUGCUGUCAGCAAGCAGAGCGGGAAUGUGCUGUGGACUCUCAAAGAUGAUCCGGUUAUUCAAGUCCCACUGUAUGUGUCAGAGCCAGCAUUCCUGCCGGACCCCAGUGAUGGCAGCUUGUACAUCCUAGGUGGGAGAAACAAGGAAGGACUAAUGAAAUUACCAUUCACUAUCCAAGAGUUAGUCCAGUCCUCUCCCUGCCGCAGCUCAGACGGAAUCCUAUAUACAGGAAAAAAGCAAGAUGCCUGGUUUGUUGUGGAUCCCAAGUCAGGAGAAAAGCAAACAACCCUGUCCACAGAGUCUUCCGAAGGCCUGUGCCCAUCUUCCCCUCUUCUGUACAUUGGACGCACACAGUACAUGAUCACAAUGUAUGACACAAAGUCUCGAGAGCUGCGCUGGAACGCCACAUUCCAUGACUACUCUGCCCCGAUGUGUGACGAGGCCUAUGACUAUAAGAUGGCUCACUUCACCUCGACUGGGGACGGACUGCUGGUCACAGCGGACCGGGACAGUGGGGAGGUGCUAUGGAUGCAGAAUUAUGGCUCCCCUGUCGUUGGGCUUUUUAUGUGGCACCAGGAUAGCCUGAGGCGUAUCCCACAUCUUAAUGUCGCCUCAGAAACCCUACGCUAUCUGACCUUUCAUUCCCAUGACAUCCGUCUGAUUAAAUGGAACUACCAAGCCGUCCAGCAACUGAGCAGCACCAAAACCCAUCUGCUGCCAUCGCUGUAUGUUGGGAAACAUGUGACCGGUUUCUACGCAACCAGUUCUAUGAUUCACGAAGGAGUCGCUGUUGUGCCCCGCGGUAUCACUCUAGCCCGGGUGGAUGGACCCACGACUCAGGAUGUCACAUUGAAAGAAUCCACAAAGUUUGACGUGACAUCCAAUACAGAUGUCAGAUACCCACAGGGUAGUGUCAUCUCAGCACACCAGUGGCUACUCAUAGGUCACCAUGAAUUACCACCUGUUGUUCAUACAACUAUGCUGCGUGCAUUCCCUGAGACCCUGCGGAGGGACACGGAGACAAUUAUCCAUGGAUCUACACCAAGAACACUCUUUGAUGAUUUUCUGACUCCUCAGAAUCAGGAUGGGCUCUCUCAAGGGGAUACUGAGAGGCAUGUAAAGGUGGAUACAAGCAAGGAAGAAAUGAACAUGGUACCGACCGACUCAUCAGUUAUGAAUGUUCUCCUUGGGAUCAUCUUCACCCUACUCUUGGGAGGCUGGGUCCUCUUUGCAUUCACCUACCCCAAGAUGCAGGAGCAGCAGCGUCGGCAGCAGCAAGAGUUGCAGCAAGAGCUAGAAAAGAAACUGCAGCUUCUUCAGAACCAGCAGAACCUGGCGUCUGAAGUCCCAUCUCCGGGGCAUUCUAGUUCAGCCCAGACAUCAUUUUUUUCAGAAGAUCACGAUAGUUGGCGGAGCAGUAGCAGCAGGUCAAGUGGGCAGCCGGAUGUAGUACAAGCUAACGGAACCAGGAAACUAAGGAAGGAGAGUGUGGAGUCAGAAGCCAGUGAUGCCGAUGAGAUCCAAGUGGGGAAAAUCUCUUUUUCCCCUAAAGAUGUUUUGGGUCAUGGUGCUGGUGGGACCUGUGUAUUUCGAGGCACAUUUGAUGAUAGGGCGGUGGCAGUGAAGAGGAUCCUAUCAGAGAGCUUCACACUUGCAGAUCGAGAGGUUCAGUUGCUGCGGGAAUCAGAUGAGCACCCGAAUGUUAUUCGCUACUAUUGCACUGAGAGUGACAAGCUCUUCUGUUAUAUUGCACUGGAGCUGUGUGCGGCCACUCUGCAGGAGUACAUGAAGAAUCCUGAUUUCCAUCGAUCUGGCCUUGAUUCAGUAACACUUCUGCAUCAGACCAUGUCUGGACUCGCCCACUUACACUCCCUUAACAUUGUGCACAGGGACCUCAAGCCAUGCAACAUCCUUAUCUCCUACCCCAAUGCCCAUGGCAAGCUGCGAGCCGUUAUUUCAGACUUUGGCCUGUGCAAGAAGCUGAGCGUUGGAAGGAACAGCUUCAGCCUGCGCUCUGGUAUCCCUGGCACGGAGGGAUGGAUCGCUCCAGAGGUCCUACGGGACAGACCCAAGCAAAAUCCAACGGCAGCAGUGGACAUAUUCUCCGCAGGGUGUGUGUUUUACUAUGUGCUUUCCAAGGGACAGCAUCCAUUUGGGGACAAUUUGAGAAGGCAGAGCAACAUCCUGAGUGGAUCUUACAACCUUCCUAAGCUCCAGGAAGAUACACAUGAGAAUGUGGUGGAACGUCACCUGGUUGAAAUGAUGAUCAACUGUGACCCUUUGCUAAGACCCUCAGCCCAGCAUGUCCUCAUACAUCCAUUCUUUUGGACACCAGCAAAGUGCUUACAGUUCUUUCAGGAUGUAAGUGACCGCAUUGAGAAGGAACCCGUGGAGAGCCCAAUUGUGGUCGCCCUCGAGUCAGAUGCUCGUUCUGUAGUCCGAGUAAACUGGCGUUUGCACAUAUCUGUCCCACUUCAGACAGAUCUCAGAAAAUUCCGGUCCUAUAGAGGUAAUUCUGUGAGGGAUCUUCUCAGAGCCAUGAGGAACAAGAAACACCAUUACCAUGAGCUGCCGGCUGAUGUCCGAGAAACCCUGGGUUCCAUCCCUGAUGAGUUUGUGUCAUAUUUCACUUCCCGAUUCCCACAUUUGCUUCUCCACACAUACCAAGCCACGGAGAAGUGCUCCCCUGAGAGACAGUUCCAGACCUACUAUCACUGGGUGCAAAGUUCCUGAGACUUAAGGGCUCCAUGCCAAAAAUUGACUUGGGGGCAAAGACAAAAAAUCAUGGAUUUUUAGCAAUGAAGACAUUGUCCUGGUGUUCAGGACUUGAUUGCACUCAUAUAAAGCAGUGAUCCCCAACCAGUAGCUCAUGAGUAACACGUUGCUCUCCAACCCCUUGUAUGUUGCUCCCAGUGGCCUCAAAGCAGGAGCUUAUUUUUGAAUUCCAAGCUUGGAGGAAAGUUUU
Xenopus laevis (African clawed frog) is the source of this 3868-nucleotide messenger RNA. RefSeq names its product endoplasmic reticulum to nucleus signaling 2 L homeolog (gene ern2.L). Gene Ontology annotation, cellular component: endoplasmic reticulum membrane; IRE1-TRAF2-ASK1 complex; protein-containing complex. Bases 763 to 3636 code for a protein of 957 amino acids. The transcript has 23 exons. The record is from RefSeq and is a predicted model, not a curated record. Gene Ontology annotation, biological process: endoplasmic reticulum unfolded protein response; mRNA processing; IRE1-mediated unfolded protein response. Lineage: Eukaryota; Metazoa; Chordata; Amphibia; Anura; Pipidae. Gene Ontology annotation, molecular function: protein homodimerization activity; protein serine kinase activity; RNA nuclease activity.